Molecule: messenger RNA, 1195 nt
Organism: Lolium perenne
Lineage: Eukaryota; Viridiplantae; Streptophyta; Magnoliopsida; Poales; Poaceae
Product: 2-hydroxy-palmitic acid dioxygenase mpo1
Biological process (GO): sphingoid catabolic process
Cellular component (GO): endoplasmic reticulum
Source: RefSeq, a predicted model, not a curated record
CCCAAUUCCCCACCAGGCCACCACCAUUAGAAGCCAUGUAGGCGCUGCCGCCAUGACUCCCUCCGGCUUCCUCCACGGCGAUGUCAACCGGUCUCCUCCAAUCCCGGUCUGGAGCUUCUCUUCUUCCUCUGCCUCAUCCUCCUCCUCGCGCUCCAUCAUAGCGAUCCCAACCACCAUGCGCAAGCCACCACUGCCGCCCACUCGCCCACAAUCCUGCAAUCGUCCUUCUCCAGUCAUCUUCAUCUUCACCGAACCGAACUUUCGAACAGGCGGCCUGAAAAGAAAAGGACGGCCGCGUCAGACAUCCCCCUGCGCAACACCUGACAAAUCCACCUCGCCUUCACCGAAGCAAACCCCAAGCAGCAGCCCGGCGACGAUGGCUCAAAGCGGCGGCGGCGGAGGCGGCGUCCUCGACCUGGAGCGGCACUUCGCCUUCUACGGCGCGUACCACAGCAACCCGGUCAACGUCUUCAUCCACGCGCUCUUCGUCUGGCCCAUCUUCCUCACGGCCCUGCUGCUCCUCCACCUCGCCGCCCCGUCCCUGCACGCCGCCGCGGUCGGCGCCGCGGUCUACGGGGCCUUCUACGUCUCCCUCGACCGCCGCUCGGGCGCCGUCGCCGCUGUCCUCUGCUUCCUCUGCUGGGCUGCCAGCGCCGCCCUCGCCGCCCGCCUCGGCUACUCCGUCGGAUGCAAGGUGGUACUGAUAACUCAGCUGUUUUGCUGGACUAUGCAAUUCAUUGGCCAUGGAGUUUUUGAGAAGCGAGCGCCUGCUCUACUUGACAAUCUUGUCCAGGCUUUCUUGAUGGCCCCAUACUUUGUGCUUCUAGAGAUUCUUCAUAAGUUUUCUGGGUAUGAACCAUAUCCUGGCUUUCAUGCCAAUGUACAAAAGCUGAUUGACGCUAAGCGCAAGGAGUGGGAGGAUAAGAAAGCAAAGAAAAGGACCUGAAAUGUGACCAAGAACUCCUGAUGCUAUGUCUGUCGUGUAACAGUAUAAUAUAAACUUAAUUGUAGGGAUGUGACGAACAACUCCUACUCCUGAUCCACCAUGUUUGUUGUUGUGUUGAUGUUGUGAAGAUAAAUUUGAACAAUAGAUUAAAUAUUGUCCAGAUAUGUGAACAGCUCUUGAUGCUGCAUUGCUAUAUUUGUUGGACUCUAUAUAACAGUAUGAAACGAGAUCCACCAUGUUUGUUGUUGA